GGUGCCGUUUCAAUGGAGCUGUAAUUCAAACAACAGCUGUGUGGCCGAUCUGAAGCUGAACUUCAGUUUUACGAACGACACGUUAGUGGUGGAGAAUCAAGCUCAUUUCAUGGUCCUUGUAUUCCUGGCAAACCCAGGCGACGACUCCUACAACACCAGCAUAGUGCUGCAUUACCCAGAAGGCAUCUCACUCUCUAAAUUCAAUGCUAUUAAGCAGAUCUAUACAGGUGGAGCUGGGGAAGGUGGAGGGUUUCUGAAGCUCUCUACCCAAGUAUUUGAAUGUUGUGCAGCAAGCUCAUUGGCUGCUGAUGCAAAAGAAACCAUUGAGCUGUACCAUCUGAGUCAGACUCGAAGCAGCUGUGGUGAUCGGGACAGCAGUGCUACGAACAGAACAACCUGCAGAAUUAAUCUACCGGUGUACCGCAGCGGCACCACAACUCAGUUUCUGGGAACCUUCCGUGUGACAAAAUGGGAUAAUGAGUGGUCUGACUGGAUGGAGAUGAUGAUCACUGCCAACAGGUGA
Molecule: messenger RNA, 523 nt
Organism: Cyprinus carpio (common carp)
Lineage: Eukaryota; Metazoa; Chordata; Actinopteri; Cypriniformes; Cyprinidae
Exons: 5
Coding region: 110-523 (137 amino acids)
Source: RefSeq, a predicted model, not a curated record